AUGUCUCCCGCCGAAUCCUCCGCCGCCGCCCAAACCAAUGGCACCCAAUCUACCUCCCACACCACCCCCACCAACUACGAAUUACCAUGGGUGGAGAAAUAUCGCCCCGUCUUCCUCUCMGACAUUGUAGGCAACACGGAAACCCUCUCCCGCCUGCAAAUCAUCGCCAAGGACGGCAACAUGCCCCACGUCAUCAUCUCCGGCAUGCCAGGUAUCGGCAAGACCACGUCCAUUCUCUGUCUGGCGCGACAACUGCUCGGUCCCGUGGCCUACAAGGAAGCCGUGCUGGAGUUGAAUGCGAGUGAUGAGAGGGGUAUUGACGUCGUGAGGAAUCGCAUCAAGGGUUUCGCGCAGAAAAAGGUCACCUUACCUCCAGGACGGCAGAAGAUGGUCAUCUUGGAUGAGGCGGAUAGCAUGACGAGUGGAGCUCAGCAGGCGUUGCGAAGGACCAUGGAAAUCUACUCGGGCACCACACGAUUCGCCUUUGCGUGCAAUCAGAGCAACAAAAUCAUCGAGCCCUUGCAGAGUCGAUGUGCGAUAUUGAGAUAUGCUCGCUUGACCGAUGGACAGGUCGUUAAGAGGUUGAAUCAGAUCUGUGAGGCCGAAAAGGUCGAUUGGACGGAUGAUGGAUUGGCCGCUCUGGUCUUCAGUGCCGAAGGGGAUAUGAGACAGGCCAUCAACAAUCUCCAAUCUACGUGGGCCGGCUUUGGACUGGUCAACAGUGAGAAUGUCUUCAAGGUUGUUGAUAGUCCGCAUCCCAUCAAAGUUCAGGCCAUGAUCAAGAGCUGUCACGAGACCAAGGUGGAUGAGGCGUUGGAUGCCUUGAAGGAGCUGUGGAACCUCGGAUACUCUUGCCACGACAUCAUCUCCACCAUGUUCAAAGUCACCAAAUCCAUCCCCGACUUGUCCGAACACACCAAGUUGGAAUUCAUCCGCGAGAUUGGUUUCACCCAUAUGAGGAUUCUCGAGGGCAUGCAGACGUAUUUGCAAUUGGCCGGUUGUGUGGCCAAGUUAUGUCGGCUGGGCAUGAAGGGCCACUUGUUUGAUUUGAAGUGA
Messenger RNA from Ramularia collo-cygni, 1056 nucleotides. Its product is annotated as probable activator 1 37 kDa subunit. Gene Ontology annotation, biological process: DNA-templated DNA replication; DNA repair. Lineage: Eukaryota; Fungi; Ascomycota; Dothideomycetes; Mycosphaerellales; Mycosphaerellaceae. The coding region runs from base 1 to 1056 and encodes 351 amino acids. The record is from RefSeq and is a predicted model, not a curated record. Gene Ontology annotation, cellular component: Elg1 RFC-like complex; Ctf18 RFC-like complex; Rad17 RFC-like complex. Gene Ontology annotation, molecular function: DNA clamp loader activity; ATP binding; ATP hydrolysis activity. The transcript is spliced from 3 exons.